AUGAGCUUCGCAACUCCGUUAGACAAAGCAGAGAUCCUCCUCGAAGCCGACGAGUUCGUGACUAAAUACAAUCUGCACGAUUCCCGAGACUUGAUCAGAAAGGGCGCUCUUUUAUCCUACGAUCCCCACGACUACGCUCGUGUCGAUGGACUGACCGACGACGAGAUAACCGCAUUGCAAGAUGACAAAGUGGAGUUGUCGUGGUCGAAGAUUUCGUUGUUUUGCGCUCUGGCAGGUCUCCUCUAG
Molecule: messenger RNA, 246 nt
Organism: Aspergillus luchuensis
Lineage: Eukaryota; Fungi; Ascomycota; Eurotiomycetes; Eurotiales; Aspergillaceae
Exons: 2
Coding region: 1-246 (81 amino acids)
Source: RefSeq, a predicted model, not a curated record